GCAAGUAACACGCCCAUCACUAUACGCUUGAAAACCGAAAACUUACGAUUGAUUGAUAUGAAAUCAAUGAAUUCUUGAAUUUUUCACGUCGUAUUAGUUGGUCGUCUCGAAAAUUUUCUAUUACCGUUUUAAUAGCUGCUCUUUAUUGUUUCGUUAGUACCCCUGUUUUUCGCAGAUUAGAUAAAGUGGGAAUGUUUUACAAAUAGUGUUAAUUAUUGAAGUUAUUCGUAAUUUGUGGACGUCACAUACCUAUUGUUGCUUGAUAAAAAAUGGAGACUUCUUAUCAAGGUGGCGUGGCAGGCGAUGAAGCCGACAAUUUCCAACGAUUGUCCCAAACAAUUGCAAGCAACGUGAAGAAAAUUUCACAAAAUGUGUCUUCAAUGUCGAAGAUGGUCAACCAGCUGCAAACACCACAGGAUUCGCAAGAGCUUAGGAAUCAGCUGCGUCAAAUCCAAAACUAUACACAGAAGCUGGCUAAAGAUACAUCUACUAUUCUGAUGGAAUUAAUGAAGAUGCGGGUGAACCAAUCUGCACAGAAGCUUCAACGGGAGAGGCUGAGUGAUGAAUAUAUUAGCACUCUUAAUACAUUCCUGGCCACUCAAAAGUUAGCGGCUCAAAAGACGAAGGAAGAUAUUCGUAAAGCGAAGGCGCAGACGAUCAAUAUAGCUCCCCCUGCUGGCACUAAUAGUAACAAGGAUCCAUGGUCGGAGAUGGGUGAUACAAACUUGCGUAAACAAGAACAGUUGACAAUGCAGACUGAACGUGAACUUCAAGAGUUGGCCGAACGCGAGGGACAUAUUCGUCAACUUGAGAAUGAUAUAUUGGACGUGAAUCAGAUUUUCAAAGAGUUGGGUACGAUGAUCCAUGACCAGGGCGCUGUGGUGGAUUCCAUUGAGUCCAGUGUCGAGUGCGCUCUAGACAAUGUUGAGAACGGUACCCAGGAAUUGCGACAGGCUGCUAAUUACAAGAACAAAAUCCGCAAGAAGAAGGUUUACUUGGCUAUCAUAUUGAUAAUAAUAAUAUCCAUUAUAUUGAUUGUAAUUUUCAAUCGUUAAAUAAUUUAAA
Messenger RNA from Papilio machaon (common yellow swallowtail), 1065 nucleotides. RefSeq names its product syntaxin-12 (gene Syx7). The record is from RefSeq and is a predicted model, not a curated record. Gene Ontology annotation, biological process: intracellular protein transport; vesicle-mediated transport; vesicle fusion. Gene Ontology annotation, cellular component: endomembrane system; synaptic vesicle; SNARE complex. NCBI's taxonomy places the organism in Eukaryota, Metazoa, Arthropoda, Insecta, Lepidoptera, Papilionidae. The transcript has 8 exons. Gene Ontology annotation, molecular function: SNAP receptor activity; SNARE binding. The coding region runs from base 270 to 1055 and encodes 261 amino acids.